This is a messenger RNA of Arabidopsis lyrata subsp. lyrata, 1699 nucleotides long. RefSeq names its product delta-9 acyl-lipid desaturase 2. NCBI's taxonomy places the organism in Eukaryota, Viridiplantae, Streptophyta, Magnoliopsida, Brassicales, Brassicaceae. Gene Ontology annotation, cellular component: endoplasmic reticulum membrane. Bases 474 to 1391 code for a protein of 305 amino acids. The transcript is spliced from 5 exons. Gene Ontology annotation, biological process: lipid metabolic process. Gene Ontology annotation, molecular function: oxidoreductase activity, acting on paired donors, with oxidation of a pair of donors resulting in the reduction of molecular oxygen to two molecules of water. The record is from RefSeq and is a predicted model, not a curated record.
UUAGGUACAAAGCCAGUGAGGUAAUUCCAAUUUUUAUUUAAAGGAAACAGAAAAAAACUCUGGAAAACUGAUAACAGUUUCCAGCUUCCCGAACGUGAUUUUUGCCUGUAAUCACGUACAUCCAUAAAGCAUGUAUAUCAAACAGUAGAAUAAGUCAAAUAUAUUUCGAGCCCUGUGACACUUUUCCUUUCGUUGGCUGUUGGCAUCUAAAUAUAACCCCUUCUUUCUUUUUUUUUACUGAUUACAAAAAAACUUUUUACUAUUGCAUGUAGAUACACCUCAACCCUUACGUGCCCAUCUGCAACAACAAAUAUCAUGAUAUUUAUUAUUUACCGAUCCUUAUGAUAUUUUGUUGCGGUAAAUUAAUUUAUUUUUUAUUCAUGAUACUAUAAAUAAGAAGAGAAGCAUCACUUUUAUUCUCCUCCAUUAACAAAAGAGAGAGAACCUAAAAAGAAGAGAAAGAGAGAUCGGAAAUGUCGGUGACAUCAACGGUGGAGGAGAACCACCAGAAAAAUCCAUCAACGCCGCCGGAGGAGAAGAAGAAGAGGAGAUGGGUGUUUUGGGAUAGAAGGUGGAGGAGAUUAGAUUAUGUGAAAUUCUCAGCUUCUUUCACUGUUCAUUCUCUUGCUCUCUUGGCUCCGUUUUAUUUCACUUGGUCGGCUCUUUGGGUUACGUUUUUGUUUUACACCAUCGGUGGUCUUGGUAUCACCGUCUCCUAUCAUCGGAACUUGGCUCACCGGAGUUUCAAAGUCCCUAAAUGGCUUGAGUAUCUCUUAGCCUAUUGUGCCCUUCUCGCUAUUCAGGGAGAUCCGAUUGAUUGGGUGAGUACUCAUCGUUAUCAUCACCAGUUCACGGAUUCGGAACGUGAUCCACAUAGUCCCAAGGAAGGUUUUUGGUUUAGUCAUCUUCUAUGGAUCUAUGACUCUGCCUAUCUUGUUCAAAAGUGUGGAAGAAGAGCAAAUGUGGAGGAUUUGAAGAGGCAAUGGUUUUACAGGUUUCUUCAGAAAACAGUGCUAUUUCACAUUUUAGGAUUGGGCUUCAUUCUCUUCUAUCUUGGUGGCAUGUCCUUCGUUACUUGGGGAAUGGGGGUAGGAGCAGCUUUGGAAGUGCACGUGACUUGCCUCAUAAACUCACUCUGCCAUAUUUGGGGCACUCGAACUUGGAAGACCAAUGACACUUCUCGUAAUGUUUGGUGGUUAUCGGUAUUUUCGUUUGGAGAGAGCUGGCACAACAAUCAUCAUGCGUUCGAGUCGUCGGCUAGACAAGGACUUGAAUGGUGGCAAAUCGACAUUUCGUGGUACAUUGUUCGGUUUUUCGAGAUUAUCGGUUUAGCGACCGAUGUGAAAGUGCCUACAGAGGCUCAACGACGUCGUAUGGCUAUCGUUCGUUGAUGAAAUUGCGAGAGAGAGAGAGGGCAUAGCAAAAGGGAUCUAUUCUAUGUAAUUAGAAUAAUUUCUAAUCCUAAAAGAGUUAUUAUUAUUGUUUUUUUUUCUUUUCUUCUUUCUUACUAUUACUUUUGAAGUUUUGGGUUAACGCAAAGGACGUUUCCGAUGUGUUUUGGUGUUGGACCAAGUUGAUCAAGAUAUUUGUCGUAAUUGGUAUUAUAAUCUUUAGUGGGAGGGCAACUAGUACGUUAAUUACGGUCUUUUUAUCUCUCUAUGUGAGACUAUUUUAAUACAUUCAUACACUUGUCUAAAAA